CCAACCAUUUCUGAUAUGGAAACCUUUUUUCGUAGACCGAUCGCCAAGUCGUCCAUCUAUGACGUGUGUAGCAGGUUCAAUACUAGCCAAUUCCAGUCCCAGCGUGCCUCCUUCCAGGAGAAUGUACUGACCACCAUGUCAAAGAGAUUCGAGACGGUCCACGCCGACCUCACGGAUCUACAAGUCAGCAACAUCCAGCGACCCAAGUCCUACGAGACAGUGGUUCGUAACAAAGAGGCCGCAAAAGAGAACAUCGCCAUUGCACUGAACGAGCGUCCAAGACAACUAGUCCAGGCGAAAUCCGCAAAGGAAGACGCGAUCAAGAACUCGCUGAUCACCAGGCAGAAGGCGGAGUCCAACGCGAAGAUCCUCAUCUCCAAAGCCGAGGCGAAAGUGUCGAGUAUCUUGGCGGGGUACAAGGCCGAGGCGCGCGCGUUUGGCGAUAUGAUGAAGCGUCAGAAUCUGACGGUAGAAGGGCUGUUGUCAUAUCUGUCUACCCGUGCGAUAGCCGAUAGAAGCACCGAACUGAGCGUCUCCAUUGAUGCUCCUGCCAAGACUAAAUACACAUACACCUAACGCGGUACGGUGACGCCCAAAUGGUGUGUUGGCAUUGACUUGAGGUCAGAGCAUUUUUUUAAACGUUACACAAGGUCAAACUAAAUGUUCGUGUAUUCUCAAUAACAAUAAAACACAAUUGUAUAAAA
Molecule: messenger RNA, 704 nt
Organism: Nematostella vectensis (starlet sea anemone)
Lineage: Eukaryota; Metazoa; Cnidaria; Anthozoa; Actiniaria; Edwardsiidae
Exons: 1
Coding region: 16-576 (186 amino acids)
Source: RefSeq, a predicted model, not a curated record